Molecule: messenger RNA, 674 nt
Organism: Rhinolophus ferrumequinum (greater horseshoe bat)
Lineage: Eukaryota; Metazoa; Chordata; Mammalia; Chiroptera; Rhinolophidae
Gene: RPS14
Product: ribosomal protein S14
Exons: 5
Coding region: 161-616 (151 amino acids)
Biological process (GO): ribosomal small subunit assembly; translation; maturation of SSU-rRNA from tricistronic rRNA transcript (SSU-rRNA, 5.8S rRNA, LSU-rRNA)
Cellular component (GO): cytosolic small ribosomal subunit; ribosome
Molecular function (GO): structural constituent of ribosome; mRNA 5'-UTR binding; small ribosomal subunit rRNA binding
Source: RefSeq, a predicted model, not a curated record
GGGUCCAGCGGAGUUAGGGGCGCGGGACUGAGGUCUUUCCGUGGAAGUUGAACCAGGUGCUGGGCGAGAAAAGCGCGGCCAGUGGACCCCAUACGCAAUUUUUCGCCUUGUCUCGGGAGGCGGCCUCCUUGCUUCAGGAAGGAGCCUGUAAAGUGGGGAAAUGGCACCUCGCAAGGGGAAGGAAAAAAAGGAAGAACAGGUCAUCAGCCUCGGACCUCAGGUAGCUGAAGGAGAAAAUGUAUUUGGUGUCUGCCACAUCUUUGCAUCCUUUAAUGACACUUUCGUACAUGUCACGGAUCUUUCUGGCAAGGAAACCAUCUGCCGUGUAACCGGUGGGAUGAAGGUAAAGGCUGACCGAGAUGAGUCUUCUCCAUAUGCUGCCAUGUUGGCUGCCCAGGAUGUAGCCCAGAGGUGCAAGGAGCUGGGCAUCACUGCUCUCCACAUCAAACUCCGGGCCACGGGAGGAAAUAGGACCAAGACGCCUGGCCCAGGGGCCCAGUCAGCGCUCAGAGCCCUUGCCCGCUCGGGAAUGAAGAUCGGACGCAUUGAGGAUGUCACCCCCAUCCCCUCCGACAGCACCCGCAGGAAGGGGGGUCGCCGUGGUCGCCGUCUGUGAACAGGACUCCUCAAGUUUCUGUUUUCUGUUAAUAAAUUGCCUUUAUAUGAGCUAUUUC